AAUAUAAAGAGGAGUUGAUAGCAUAGGUGUAAAAUUUGUCCAAAUUUCUGUCCAGAAGAGGAAACAUGUUGGCCUAUCUGCUCGGUGUGGUUUGUCUGUUGUGCCUCCAGAACACGGGAGCACAAGAAGACGUUGGCUUAAUCAAAAUUGAGUUCACAGUCGUGAAUGACUUAGUAGGGAACUUUUUUAAGGAUUCCAUUAUUGUAGAAGUGAGAGACGGGUCCACGCUACUGCAGGUCAUGGAGAAAGCUGCUGAACUGAACCCCAAGGAAUUCAGCUUCCAGACACAAGAAUACCCUUUCGGAGUUUACAUUACGGCCAUUGGCAAACUUGCCGCAAGCACCAAUGAAAAGACAUACUGGCAGUUCUUUAGUGGUAACAAUCAACUGAUGGAAGGUGUCAGUGACUACAUACCCAGCAACAAUGAGCACAUCAUUGCUGUCUUCAGCAAAUUCUGAUCGCUAAUCAAUUUUUUACUUUACAUUUUUGAAUUGCAUGUAUAUAAAUUUAUCAGAUUGUUUUAUUCUAAAUAAAAGGAGCCAAUAGGCACAUACUUGUUCACCUCAA
Molecule: messenger RNA, 567 nt
Organism: Rana temporaria (common frog)
Lineage: Eukaryota; Metazoa; Chordata; Amphibia; Anura; Ranidae
Product: cobalamin binding intrinsic factor-like
Exons: 4
Coding region: 66-458 (130 amino acids)
Biological process (GO): cobalamin transport
Molecular function (GO): cobalamin binding
Source: RefSeq, a predicted model, not a curated record